AUGUCAUGCUGUGGUCUCUGCGGACUUGGGUCGAGGGCAAGCGACUACGAGGAUGGCGACGCGCGCGACGACGGCGAGCGGCGCCCGCUGCUGGCCAACGGCGACGAAGAAACACAGCACCAACGGACGCUGCACCAGAAGCUGCACACGUACCAAAUGGUGCGGGCCAUGGGCAACGGCUACCUGCCGUCGACCACCCAGGCCGUGGCCAACUUGCGGCGGCUGAAGCGGUUUGGCGAGGCCCAAGGCGAACGGGGUAAUGGCCACAGCCGUCCCAACGCAGGACUCAGUCCCGCCGGCCAGCGCCUGUCGGCGCUUUCGGAGCGGUGGGUGGACCAGCUCAUCACGCUCGCCGAGCGCAAAAACGGCGGCGACCAGAUCCAGGACUUUGCGUGGUGUGUGCGCAGGGCGCGGCUGUCGGUGGACGUCGGCGUCGACGCGGACGACCUCGGGCAGCUGGGCAGCCGGGCAAUGUACCGCGCAGGCCAGGCGGCGGGCUACACCUCGGCGACCUACCAGAGCCUGCAGACGGUCGCCACCUUGCUGCUGACCAACGCACCCUUCCGCCUGUUCCUGGCCGACCUGGCGGCGGUCGGGCGCGACGUGUUUCGGGACACGGCGCAGUCGCUGGCGGCGGCGUCGCAGAAGGCGGCCGACAAUGUCGCAGAAGUGCCGGCAGACGCCGUCCAGGCCACCGCGCAUCCGCCAGAGCAACUAGAACAGCAAGAACAACCAGUGGACGGCGCAGAGCCGGCCAGAGAGACGGUGGCGGCGGUGGCGGACGAGGUGGUGGCGGGCGCCUCGCAAGUCGCGGCGGAUGCACAGCAGAGCGUCGCGGCCAAGCUGGUCGACAACGACGGCGGCGCACGAGAGCGGCUUCUGGGGCGCCUCAAAGAGGCAGUGGGGUCGCUGCGGCAGCGGCCCGACUAUGCGGAGUCGGUGUCCACGCUGACGCUCUUGAUCCAAAAGUACGCCGAGACCUACGUGCGCGCGGCCGAAGAGGUCGUGGAUGCCGUGGAAGAGGCCGUCGAUGAGGUCCGCGAAGGCGCCGGCACGACGGGCACGGUGACCACCAACGAGGAGGCCGACGUGGCGCUGCGCAACUUUUGGUCGUUCCUCACGUCCUUUGGCGACCCGGAGCACUGGACGAAGCUCGAGAGACAGUUCCGGGCGCUGCUGGACCGCACCAAGGGCGACAGCCAGCAGGUGGACGCGUUUGUGCGGUCGGCGGGCCGGACACUCCAAGACAUGCUGACCGACCCGGCGUUCUUUGACGACGUUGACGGCCAGCUGGGCGCCCUCAAGACACAGGGCGCCGAGCUCGACGAGCAGCUGUCGUCGUCCCAAACGACGUCGUCUACGUCCAUUCGCGAGGACGUGGACGCGCUGCUGGCGCAAUUCAAGACAACGCUGCAGUCGGUGGCAAACGACCAGGACGUGGCAUCCCUGGUGUCGACGUCGACGCGGAUGGCCGACAUCCUGUGGCCCGCGGCGGACGGGUACGUCAACACCGACCUGCUUGGCGACGCGGUGUCCGUGUACGUCCCGCGCCUCGUCCAGGCCGUCCAGUACGUCCCGGUCCCGCGGCUCGAGAUUGUGUCCCGCGACGUCGACCUGCUGCUGGAAGGCCUGGUGCUCGAGCCCGGCCGCCACCACGACGUCCAUGCGCCCGUGCUGCACAGCGGGGCGCCCACCGAACCGUCGUCCUUUUUGCCGCACCGCCUCCAGGUCCAGAUCCGCAACGACGUCGACAUCCACAGCACGCACGUCGGCCACCGCCACACCACCGGCGCCGCGGUCGGCACGUCCGCGUCGAUUCACGUGCGCGGGCUGUCGGUCGCCGCCGACGAUUUUGGCUAUGUCGUGCGGGUGCACGCCGGCCUCUUCCGGUUCCACGACGAGGGCAUCGCGUCGUUCCACCUGGACGAGCGGGGCGUCGACGUGCACUUGGAGGUGGAUGCUGUCCGCGGCACGGCCGACCGCCUGCUCCAGCUCAAGCGCGUGCGUGUGCACAUCCACCACCUCGGUUUCACGCUCCGGAAGAGCAAGUUUGCGUGGCUGGCGUGGCUGCUGACGCCGCUGCUGCGGCCGCUGCUGAAGACGACCCUGGAGAGGCAGAUUGCGUCGUCGAUUGCCGACAGCCUCGGCACAAUCAACCAAGAGCUCGUGUUCGCGCGCGAGCGGCUGCGAGCGGCGACCAUUGCCGCGGGUGGAGGCAGCAGUCUCGAGACGAUUGUGCCCGUGAUCCGGGCCGUCUUCUCCCGGUACAAGGCGUCCGUCGAGGAGAACCCAGACGUGGAUGUGUCGGUUGGUUUCCAAGAGGGCGCUACAGGCGUCUUUGACGGGGUGUACGCGCCGGGCAGUCUUGUGCGCGUGUGGCGCGAAGAGGCCGAGGAGGCACAGGCGCGGAUUGACGAAGAAGCCGCCAGCGGGGCGUAUGUGCACGAUGGCUGGCGCAACGGCAUUUUUGACGUACCCAAUGACGAGGGGUUGUAA
Messenger RNA from Sporothrix brasiliensis 5110, 2496 nucleotides. RefSeq lists its product as uncharacterized. Gene Ontology annotation, molecular function: lipid binding. Lineage: Eukaryota; Fungi; Ascomycota; Sordariomycetes; Ophiostomatales; Ophiostomataceae. The transcript has a single exon. The record is from RefSeq and is a predicted model, not a curated record. Bases 1 to 2496 code for a protein of 831 amino acids.